UUUUGGAGUCAAAGAGAAGGGGUUGGACAGAGAAUGGUACUGUUUAUUCAAGUGCCAUAAUGCACAUUAAGUUGUCAUUUUAAAGGGGAUAUUGUUCAGGGAACCAAAAGAAGUGCAUUCUUUCAGGACAUCAACACGUCAGGGCAAUCAUGAUGUCACCAGAGGACAGCAGCACCCUGGAGGGCUUAUUGUAUGGCAGCCUCCAUGGUGACGAGGGGGAGGAGUCAGUGAACCAGGGGAGCAGACAAUUAGGAGAGGAUCAUUCAAAAGCCAGUUCUCCAGCUACAGGCUUAGUAGAGGAGCCGUUGGUGUGUGCCGGCUGCGAGGGACGUGUUUGCGACCGCUUUGUCCUAUUGGCUGCAGGGCGGGCGUGGCACGAGGCGUGUCUCCGCUGUAGCCAAUGCCAGUGUGAGCUCCAGACGCACCUCACACUCUACUGCCGUGACGGCAGCAUCUACUGUCAGCAGGACUACUGCAGGUUAUUCAGUGUGGGACGAUGUGCCCGCUGCUCCCAGCCAAUCCCGUCGUCAGCAAUGGUCAUGAGGUCUGGUGAUCUGACGUUUCACCCUGAAUGCUUUUCCUGCCAGGAGUGUGAUGUCACUUUGAUGCCUGGAAACCUAUACAGUCAACACGGGCAGAGCCUGUACUGUCAAUCACAUUACCAUGAUGACAGCAGUGCGCCACCCUCUCACAAGCUCCACCUCAAGCAGAGAGAAGGAGAAGGGGAGGAGUCUGUCAGCAGCCCUGAGCCACGACUGGACGAUGGUGUUACAGGCGGCCGGGCCCGCAGGCGGACUAAGCGAAUAAGAACAUGUUUCCGCAGCGAACAGUUGAGAGCCAUGGAGUCCUAUUUUGCCCUGAAACACAACCCUGAUGGCAAGGAUUGGAGCUGUCUGUCUCACAGGACCGGUCUGCCCAAGAGAGUGCUUCAGGUGUGGUUCCAGAAUGCAAGGGCCAAGCUGAGGCGUUCCCUCUCAGCCGACGAGUCGCAGAGCAACUCACCCGCCCCCCAGAGGUUCGACACCAUGGCUACAGCCUCCCCGUCCCUAGUGACCUCCCACCAGUCCUUCCAGACCAGCACCAUCGACCAACUGGAGCUCUCUCUGCUCACCGCCCCUCUCAGUGACCCGCCCCAAAGCCCCGCCGACCAAUCAGCAGGCUUUAAAGACUCGUUCUUCCUGGACUACAAUCCCCAGGGUGCACCAAGGCUCUCCCCUUUGAUGACCUAUGAUUUUGGGGAGUCUGGAUUGGGCAGAGAAGGCGAUUCUGACUCGGUCAAUAAUAUGGUUGAAGUACCAUGUUUACAUUAUUCUGGUGAGCACUACGCUAUUUAGUCUUCCAGGACAACAAGUUAUGACAGAAGAGAAGCUACAAGUGUCUAACUAUAAUUGACAAACAAAUGGCCUACCAAAUGUCAAAAAUGUUAAUAUGGCCUGCAGAAAUGUAUCUAAAUUAUGGGGGAAAGUAGCCUAAGCCAGUAGGCUAUGCAGUCCGGUACAGAGUAUCAGCAAAACAAAUGACUGGAAUUAUGAUGGAUCGAACUGCACAGGUAGCCUAUCUUUUUCAAGUGAGUUUGACAAUCAGAUAAAAACAUCACCCAUGCUAUGUGAAACUGAGCCUGCGCAGACCGCGAAAAACAACAGUAAACUGAAUUUGAUGUUUACAUGCUACAGUAUCCCGUCGAAGAUCAGCAUGUCCCAGCCUUCUUAUCCGGGUGUCUCAUAACCGGGAUACAAACCUUUUCGGGUUAUUGUAAUCAGGAUAGGAUGUUUUAUAUGGAGCAACUCAAAAACAGAAUACUUGAGUAUCCCGAAUAAUAAGUGGAUAUUGGUGUGCAUGUAGACGUGGUCAAAGUUAGGCAUGUUGACGGUACAGCUCCGUGAACUGAUAGAAUUUUAGUUAUAAUAAUGCUAUGGUAAAUUAAGCAUUUUAUGAUUAUUCCUCGCUCCUUGUUUUGUUCCACGGUUUGUCAUGGCUGUUAUGAUAUCAAUAUGCGCAAGUAGUUUAGAGAUGUAUAGAUGCUUGUGUUUGUUAUGAUAUUGUACACACUGAGUGUCAGGGAAUGUGUGUAAGAGCAUGUAUCUGAAUCCCACCACAAAUAUGACUACGAGCUCUUUGUACUUUAAUAAAUGGGCUGUAUUAACGGAUG
Messenger RNA from Oncorhynchus mykiss (rainbow trout), 2149 nucleotides. The record is from RefSeq and is a predicted model, not a curated record. Lineage: Eukaryota; Metazoa; Chordata; Actinopteri; Salmoniformes; Salmonidae.